Molecule: messenger RNA, 757 nt
Organism: Hyaloscypha bicolor E
Lineage: Eukaryota; Fungi; Ascomycota; Leotiomycetes; Helotiales; Hyaloscyphaceae
Product: defective in cullin neddylation protein
Exons: 2
Coding region: 55-627 (190 amino acids)
Biological process (GO): positive regulation of ubiquitin-protein transferase activity; protein neddylation
Cellular component (GO): ubiquitin ligase complex
Molecular function (GO): ubiquitin-like protein binding; cullin family protein binding; ubiquitin conjugating enzyme binding
Source: RefSeq, a predicted model, not a curated record
UAUGAUUUUGCAGAAUCCACAGAUGAAGAAGACAAGACAGGUGUCAACGGUACAAUGAGAUAUCUCCAAGACUUGGGCCUGAAUCUUGAAAGUGCCGAGAUCUUGGUGCCUCUUGAGAUUGUGCAAGCACCAGCUUUGGCAGAGAUGUCAAAAGAGGCAUUCAUCGAUGGAUGGAAGACUGUUGGCGCCGAUACGAUCCCAAAGCAAAAGGCAUACGUUGCUGGCCAGCUUAAGCAAUUGUCCACUGACAUGGCGCUGUUCAAGAAAGUAUACCGACACACAUUUGUCUGUUCCAGAGAACAAGGCCAGAAAGCCCUUCCCCUGGAAAAUGCUCUCGUGUAUUGGGAGAUGGUUUUCAAUUCACCUGGACAGCCGUGGAUUACCGGCACUCCCCCCACAACAACCAACUGGACCAACUUGUGGAUCGAAUUUCUGAGGGCAAACUGGACAAAGACAGUCAACAAGGAUAUGUGGAACCAGACCUUUGAGUUCUUUCAGAAGACAAUGCGGGAUGAGACCUUGAGUUUCUGGAGCGAGGAUGGUGCCUGGCCCGGGGUUAUUGACGAGUUUGUUGCGUUCGUCAAGGAAAAGAGGGGUGAUCUUCCAGACACCAUGGAGACGGAUUAGAGAGUUUAAUAGGGUUUCUUCUUUGGAGUUUGACUUGACUCUUCUUUGCUUGUUAAGCGGGCAUUGCACAGCGGCGUUCAUCGUUUGCUUUUCUAGAUUCCGAAUGGACUCAGCACGAAUUAUGGCAAAA